Messenger RNA from Aplosporella prunicola CBS 121167, 2715 nucleotides. RefSeq lists its product as uncharacterized. Lineage: Eukaryota; Fungi; Ascomycota; Dothideomycetes; Botryosphaeriales; Aplosporellaceae. The transcript has a single exon. The record is from RefSeq and is a predicted model, not a curated record. The coding region runs from base 1 to 2715 and encodes 904 amino acids.
AUGUCGUCCGCCACCCCGACGCCCGCCUCCGCCUCUCCGCCCUCGCCGCCGACGCGUCCCGGCGCGGACAGGAAGCAGAGCCACACCGAGAGCGACAACACCGCCUACAGCCUCGACUUUGCCGCUUUGCCCGGCGCCUCCAAGGACGAUGCCGACUUCUCUCUCAAUGGCGAGCCGCUCGAGACGGUUCGCAGCGAGGACAUUGACGGCCCGAGCGACUUCACCCAGAACAUGGAGUUGUGGAUGAGGGGACAAGUCUCGCCCAAGACCGAGAGGCCCACGCGACACCCCGAGUCACCCGAGCAGCAGCACCAGGAAUCGCAGCCGUCGCCAGCGCGCACCGCUCCGGCACUUCCGCAGCCUGAGAUUAGGUACAAUGGCGAACGGACCGAAUCGCCGGAGCCCAUUCAAGAAGAGGAGAACAAUGACCCAUACGAAUCGGAAGACGACGAAGCCGGCGCACAAGCUGCCAUGGACGACCUCGAGGGCUAUGUUAUCUCGGACGAACAGGACGAGGAGGGUCCCAAGGAGCCUCCACGACAAGGUUCCAUCGACAAGCAAAUCGAGCUUUUGUCCAGUAUGAAUGAUGGUAACGAAGCAAAGCAAGACGUGGUCCCAUCACCACCUCGCCAAACAUUCCCCUCGCCGCCACGCCAGAUAUUUGCGUCACCGCCACGCCCGACAUACGGAGAAUUGAAACCUGCCUCGCCAGCGAGGAUGCCAUGGCUCCAACCAACGGUCGAGGACCACGUCGAGUCACCACCACGUGCCAAACUUGAUGUCAACCCUCCUUCAAGAUCAGACACGCCAGAGCUCAAACUAGAUAGCGACUUCUUCCGCCGACCACAUCCGAACAUCAGGCCAACCUUCUCGCGCACCAAUUCUGCAGCCUCUUCAGCAGCCUUCAGGCCCUCCAUGUCGAGACACGAUUCCACUGCUUCAAGGUUCAACCUCUCUGGAAACUCGAGGCCACUGUUGGGUGCCUCUCUGAGCUCUAGGCCGAUGUUAACGCGCCAUAAUUCAUGGGCUCCCUCAGGUCAAUUCAUGCCACCGCAUCUGAUGAUGCAGGGCUCAGCACCAUCAUCGGUACUGCCUUCGCGUACAAACUCGGCACAGCAUGCUGGCGAUUUACUCUCGCAGAUCACUCAACACAAUGGUGAAAUCGAGCGCCAGAAAUUGGAUUUUACUUCUAGGAUCAUUGGCUUGGAGAAGAAUCUUGAAAAAACAAGGACAGAUCUGGCCGGUGCGCGGGACAACGAGCAACGUCGUGUUCGUGAGGUUACAGCUCAACACAAUGAGCGGGUAAGGGAGCUCGAGGCUCAUUGGGGACAGCGACUGGCAAUGGCACAGGCACAGUACCAGCGCGAUCUUCAAGAGCAAAAGGCAUCCUUUGCACUUGUACAGUCGAGUUUCGAAUCACGUCUCUCAGGCACGGAGAGCGGGCUGCAGGCCCUUCUUUCACAAAAGGAGGCUGAGCUGGAGGCUUCGACCAACACCCACAAGCAAGAACUUGAACAGCAGCGUGUGGGUUUCGAGGCCAAAGUCUCAUCUUUGGAAGAGCGACUCUGUGAGUUGCAAAACAAGAUCACCGAGCAAGCCAAAAGAGACGACCUCGCCCCCAAUAGGACAGAUUAUUUCCGUGAUUCUGCGCCAAAGGAGGAGUUGGAGCAACACUUGGCAGCGCAUCAAGCAGAUUCACACGCACGCAUUGCGGAACUCGAAGCCACGCUUGCCACCACCAAGGCUCAACUUGCGUCCAUGCGUUCCGAGAGUCUCACUAAAGGCAAACUCUACGCUUUUCACUCUGAAGAUCACAAGCAAUCUGAACAACAAAUCGCUCGCUACAAAACUCAGGUCGCAGACCUAGAGUCCAGCCUGAGUGUCUUGCAGACUCAGCUCAACCAGACCCGGAACGAGGCCAGCGAUGCACAGCGCGAUGUCCACAAUGCUAGGGAAAGCGCACAUGUGCUGCGUACCGAGCUCUCAGAGAGCCAGAGCCUUGUCGGGGAGAAGAAGCGCCGAAAUGACCAACUCCGAGACGAGUUGGAAGAGGAACGGACAAAGGUUGCUGCUAACCGAGACAUGGCGAGGAUGUUAGAGAAUGCGCGCGAGGAACUCGAGGACGAGCGGUCUUCUUCUACGGAGCGGAUCAGACAACUCGAGAUGCAUCUGGAUGACCUCGAAGAUGAGCACAAGAACGAGCUGGAUAACCUGCGUGAAAAGGCAAUGGAAGCAGUGCGCAAGUCUCAAACUCUGGUCAAUGGCGAAAGGAUUGAGAAGGCAAGCCUCAAGAACCAGCUCAAGGGCGCAAGGACCGAAGUGGACAUGCUCAAACAGCAAGUCCAGCAGCUCCAGAACCAAAGGCGCAGGAGCGACUCGUCCAGGUCUGAUGGUAAGGGAGAGGAGAUGGAAAGGCUCCGUGCAGCCCUCCUCGAACAGGCCAACGCAGCCAAAAUGGCGAAAGCAGAGGCCGAAGCUCUGAGGAUGGAAUUAAGGAUCAUCAAGGACGACAACGAAAGCGUCAACCAAGCAAUGGACGACCGCAUUGUCGUGCUCGUGCGGCAGCGGGAGCGCGAAUGGAAAGCCCGGUACGAGAAACUGCAGCAAGAGAAGAAAGCAAUGGGUCGCGCAUUGCUGCGGCAGUGGGGCCAAGAAGAAUGCGGAGUCACAGACCCGCAAGAGUACAAAUACCACUAUGUGGAUGUUGGAAAGUAA